Messenger RNA from Anisakis simplex (herring worm), 252 nucleotides. The record is from the annotation of a GenBank genome assembly. NCBI's taxonomy places the organism in Eukaryota, Metazoa, Nematoda, Chromadorea, Rhabditida, Anisakidae.
AUGGAGAUGCAAGGGCCACAAGAUAUUGCCAUUAUCUCGCCACGUAUGGCAGAAUCAAUCCCGUUCUUCCAGUCAAAAAUGAACCAAGAAAAGGUUGAAAUGCCGGUCAUGAAUGAGCAACAACAACAACAACAGGUAGUCGACGAUGCCGCAUUACGAAUCGACCAGAAACCAUUUGUUUUGAAUCCAGUUUUCUUACAAGUCGAUGAGCCAGGACGUUUUGACGGUGAUACUGUGAAUGUUAUGGAAUAA